This is a messenger RNA of Dentiscutata erythropus, 2043 nucleotides long. Lineage: Eukaryota; Fungi; Glomeromycota; Glomeromycetes; Diversisporales; Gigasporaceae. The record is from the annotation of a GenBank genome assembly.
AUGGAUUCUUUUAAAGAGAAAGCUCUCAUUCUUAACGAUAUUCGAUCUAACCUUAUGAAACUCUCUUCCAAAUUUCAAAAUGAUUCCGACUCAAUUUCUACAGAUUUUCGUACAUCCUUUCGUCAACAACUAUUUGUCGAUCACGAUUAUGAUCCAUCAAUCUGUGACGAUGAAAUUUCCUUCCUUAAACUUUUCGAAUGUCAAUUAGAUUAUGAAAUACCUACCGAAACGAUACAUCAAGAUGAAAUUUCAAAAAUAGAAGCAUUCUUGGGCGAAGAUGUCAAAACAGAAUAUUUGAAUGCGAUAAAUUCCGCACACAAAUUUUGUCUUCAAAAUUGUCGUGAUCAAAAGAGGGCUGCAUUACGAGAUAUCUUUAUGCUUCCAUCCGGAAAUAAGGAUUACGUGAUAAAAACAUUGAGCCGAAUAGAUUCUUCUUUUGCGGAUAUGUUAUCACACAUGGUUGAACAAUUUCGUGUUAAUAUUGGUUUUUAUAAUGCAAAUUCCACUUCCAUAAAUAAUUCAACAUUAAUCAACCAAACGCGGUUCACCGAUGAAAUCAAACAAAUUCUUGAAAACUAUUUCUGUGAAGUAUCUGACCGCCCGAAACACUGUGAAAAAUUAGAAUUAAGCAAAUCAACUGGGUUGACCAUAAAACAGAUUGAAACUUGGUUUAAUAACAGAAGGAACCGCGCAGAAAAGGAUAAUGAAAAACUUGAGAGAUUGACCACCGAAUUUUUAGAUAAAAAUGUGGAUUGGGAUGAAAAAUUUACUGCUGUCAGGUCAGGAAAGAUGACUGCAAAGGACAUGAGAACUAGUUUAAUAGAAGCAUUCGAUCUACCAUAUAUUGAUUCGAUAGAAGAAGAUUCAUUUGCUAUUGCUGAAGAGAUCGAAACUGCCAGGUCAAACGAAUCACCCUCCGUUAAAAAGUCUACCAAAACCCGUGGACGUCUUACAAAAGAAGCUCGUAAAAAGGUUGCUCCUUACAACAAAUCUACACCCAUGACGACAAAAAUAGCAAUGAUGCGAACAAACAAUGCUAAAAAUGACUCAAUUCCACAAGAUGAAGAUUCCCAAAAUCCCACUUCUGUUGUUCAACAUUCUGCUCAGCUCUACGAAAAUGAAUUUUCACCAGAGUCUAAUAUUUCUCAGCAGACUACAACAGAUAUAUUCAAUAAUUCAGUUGCAACAACAGAUAUAUUCGAUAAUUCAAUUGCAACAACAGAUAUAUUCGAUAAUUCAGUCGCAGCAACAGAUAUAUUCGAUAAUUCAGUCGCAGCAACAGAUAUAUUCGAUAAUUCAGUUGCAACAACAAACACGACCACGCUAAAAAUUCGCCAUCGUCCUAAUAAGAAUUUGACAAGAGCAAUAUCACAACCAUACAAUCGCACUCGACAAAAUAAACAAAUAAUAAAAGACAAUGAACCAAUUAUCUCCAGAGUUCCAUCUAUGGAUGAAGAUCAAUUUCAAGUAGCGGAAGAAAUCCAACCACAAAACCUUGAUUUUACCCAAGUAAAUGAUAUGAUACAAUAUGCUUCGCUUUCUAGGAGCUCCACAAGCUCUUUUGAAGGUGACUUCUUUGAUUAUGUAUCUACAUACGCACCGACAACAAGUUUUAGUAAUCUUUCCGACAUAUCCGACUUCAGCCAAUUAAGUGACGCAGUUGAGCUUGAUCAAUUAAGUGAUCUCUCGACUGUAAAUAGUUACUCCACAUUACCUUUUGAUUUUGAACAAUAUGGUUCCUCAUCCACGAUUGAACAAUCGUUGAAUGAUCACGAUUUUACUUUUAAUGCGGCCACCAUGUCCAAUUUAUCCGAUAGCUACUUAGAUUGUACGUCAAACACGAAUACUUUUGUGUCAACGAACACUUCACAAAAUUUUUCUUCGGAGCAGGCAUCCAUAAUUGACGUGACAAAUCAAUACAAUUUGUUCGAUCUCUUACCUGAUAAUGAUAUGAACAUUACUCAACAAACUUACUUUGGCAACAGUAGUUUUACUAUUGAUUCUCUCGGUGAAAAUAUUGACCCUAACGAUGUAGAAUCAUAA